GUCUCUGUUGUUGUUUACUCGCUCCGCCCCACUCUCUUUUCUUCUCUUCAUCUGCAAAUUUUGUUUUCCCUCCAUUUAUUGUGCUUCCGCCGCCGCCGCCGCUAUCAACCAAUCACUUACUGUCUCCAUGAAAUGGAUGACAAGCUGCCGGUCAGUAAUUUUGCGGACCUAAAAAACAUAAAGGUUGGAUUUUUAUUUUAUGGGUGCCUGCUUCUUUCCAAGAAAUUCUUCAUUCUCUCCAAAAUUUUGGGCAACCCCUAAGUUUGAUUUUCUUACAAGGUUCGUAACUGUAAAUAACAGUAGCAGCAGAUUUUCGUGCAAUAUGAUGUACAGUCGUGUUUCUACACUUCCUUUAUCGGAUGAUUCUGAUUGUUCCACUUCGAAUUCCGAAAGUAAUUCGGAGAGUGAAAUUACUGUUUUAAGAGAAAAUAACCGUGACCGUAAAAGCAUUAAGCUGUUUUCUACUGUUGUUAGAGUGUUCAAGUCUUUUAAUUGGAACGCAGCGAAAAAAUUAUGUUCCGCCAAGUCUGUGGAGAAAUACGGUAUUGAUCGAUGGGUAGCGGCUUUUAACGUUGUUGUUCGUGUAUACGCGUGUGCGGAAAUGCAAAUGGAAGUUCACCACUUGCUUAGGGAGAUUGUUUGCUGUUAUCAGAAAGCUGGGCUCGAUUUGUUUGAUAUACCGUAUGCUUUAUUAGAUUCCCCGAGUGAUGCAGAAGGGUCAACUUUCUUGGUCAAUGAACUCGUCAAGGUUUUUGCUUCGAAUGGGAUGUUAGAGAAUGCAUUGGAUGUGUUUACGCAAGCCAGGAGAAUUGGGUUUCAACCUGGUAUUCGGUCGUGCAAUUUCUUGCUUAAAUGUUUGGCGCAAGCCAAUGAAAGGGAGAUUGUUAUGAUUUUAUUCGAAGAAAUGAAGAAAUACGGACCGUUUCCUAGUGUGUAUACCUACACAAUUAUGAUGAAUUUUUACUGCAAUUAUGGUCGUGGUAAAGAAGGUAUUUAUGAAGCAACUAACAUUUUGGAGGAAAUGGAGACAAUUGGGAUCAGUCCAUCGGUUGUAACUUACGGUGCGUACAUUCAUGGACUAUGCAGAGUCGGACUUAUUGAUGAAGCUUGGGGAUUUAUCGAAGAAUUGAAACGCGAUAAUCAGCCACUAAAUUGUUACUGCUAUAACACGGUUAUUCACGCGUAUGUAAAUAAAGGUGAACAAGAUAUGGCUAUGCAGGUGUUUUACGAGAUGAAGAAAGGUUUGGUUGCAGCAGAUGCAUAUAGUUAUAGUAUUUUGAUCGAGGGUUUUUGUCGAUGUGGGAAUAUUGACAAAGCUCUUAGUUUGCUUGAAGAGAUGGAAAAUAAUAAUAUCAAACCUUCUCGUGUCACGUAUAGCUCGAUUUCAAAAGGCUAUGCAAAACAUGGGUCGAUGCGGAACUCGUUCGAUUGGUUCCAAAAGAUUGAAAAUUCUGGUUACAAGUACGACCAGCAUGCGUACAACAUUUUAAUUAGUGGAUUUUGUGAUCAGGGCGACAUGGGUUCUGCGAAUAAGGUUUUCGAGGCGAUGGUCAGAAAUAAGUUGGAUCCUAAUAAAAGCAGUUACAAGCCUUUAAUAGUGGGGUUCUCUAAAAUCGGUGCGUUUGAGAAAGCCUUGAAGUUUUUCAAUAGCAUGGAAGAUGCGGGUUUUCUUCCCGAUUGCUUUACAUGCAACCACGUGGUGAAUGGAAUUUGCAACGAAGGGCGAGUGGGUGAAGCUGUGAAAAUGAUUAACGCAAUGUGGGGCGUAGGCAUUUCUCCGAAUGUGUUUACGUAUAGUGCGGUUAUUCACAGGCUGUGCAAAGAUCGGAAAUCGGACGAGGCACUAGUGCUUAUUCCACUAAUGCUUAAGUGUAACGCACUCCCUAAUGUUGUGACUUAUAGUAUCCUCAUCGAUGGAUUUGUUAAGCAGGCGAAUCCGAGUAAGGCUCUUGUGAUUUACGGGAAAAUGUUGAAAAUCGGGAUUUGUCCCGAUUUAGUCGCGUACGCGAUACUCGUUAAUGCGUUAUCCACUUUUGGAAGGGUGGAUGAGGCGUACAGUGUGUUCGAAGAAGUGAUUUCUAAGGGCUUGAAACCUGAUGAAAUCUUUUACACGAUCUCUUACACUUCGAUGAUAGCUGAAUUAUGUCGGAGUAAAAAUAUGAAGAAAGCUUCCGGUCUCUUUAAGGAAAUGGAGAGAGAAGUUUCGCCUUCGGUUGUUACUUACACGUGCUUGAUUGAUGGAUUUUUCAAGAUCAACCAAAUGGAUAAGGCCGAAUCGCUCGUAAAAGAAAUGGAUAAGAACAAUGUGUGCCGUGAUAAAAUCGCCUACGAUGUUCUCAUUCAUGGGUUUCGAAAACAUGGAUGUGAAGAUAAAGCUCAGCAACUAAUCGAUGAAAUGGAGUAUAGGGGGAUUACUUCUUGAUCAAGGUACCUGGAAAACGUGAGGGCUUUUUCACCUUGUAUGCUGUUCAGAAAGGGAGCACUGUCGGAUGUGCGCUUGUCUUAACAUCGUACCACAUCGAGUUCUACUGAUGCGCGUACGUUUUAUUCCGAAAAAUACGGAAAAUAGCAAAUUACAUGGGUAUUCAAGAAGAGUAAAAGUUAUGGUGGAAUUCAACGAGAAGCUUUUCUCCACCAAGUUAAACUUCUUAACGAAACGAUGAAGUUCGUGUCAAGUCAGUUCAGAUUAUGCAGAGGAUCAAGUAAGCUGGAUGCAUGAUGAUCUGGCAAUUGGAGGUUCUCUGGUGGCAAAAAAGAUGGCUCAGAUGAACUCUUGCUCACUUUUGUCAACUAUAUGGGAUUUUCUUGCUCUUGGUCAACUGCAGUUUUUAGGACAAAGUCAAAGUGGUGUUGUAAUUAUUUCUGUAAAUUGUAAUGGAAUUUUUUUAAUUAACUAGAUUCUCCAUUUUCUUUUUAAUCUUUUGAAAAACUUUUGGAUCAUAAU
Messenger RNA from Erythranthe guttata (spotted monkey flower), 2944 nucleotides. RefSeq lists its product as uncharacterized. Gene Ontology annotation, molecular function: protein binding. The record is from RefSeq and is a predicted model, not a curated record. NCBI's taxonomy places the organism in Eukaryota, Viridiplantae, Streptophyta, Magnoliopsida, Lamiales, Phrymaceae.